UUUAAACUAUUGUUGACUAGUAUAGUUGUCAACUUGUCAGCCAUAUUUUAAUUAUUAUUAUUGUAUUUAUGUUAUAGCACAUAUCUACAGCUGUGAGCUGAUAUUAAAGUCAAAGUAAUUUCCAAUAUCAAAAUCAUGUUGAGUCCACGUAUCUACAGUGAAUUGCCAAAAAUUGCAAAACGUAAUUUUGGAAUAAUGGUACCAGCUAUGCAAAAAGUAUCUGAUCCAAUUCAACAACUUUUUUUGGACAAAAUUCGUGAAUACAAGUCAAAAAGCUCGGGUGGUAAAAUGGUUGACCCAACACCAGAAACCCAGAGACAAUUGAAAGCUGAACUUGAAAGAGUAGCUGCCCAAUACGGUGGUGGUCCAGGUGUUGACAUGACUAAAUUUCCAACAUUUAAAUUUGAAGACCCACAAGUCGAGGUCAAUAUAACAUCCAAGUAAAGAAUAAAAUUGUUUGUUAAUUAAGAACAAAAAAAAAAAAAUCAAUAAUUGUAGCAUUAUCAUCGAAGAAUAAACAGUAUGGAAAAAUAAUUUAAAUCUUA
Messenger RNA from Aphidius gifuensis, 545 nucleotides. RefSeq names its product ATP synthase-coupling factor 6, mitochondrial (gene ATPsynCF6). The record is from RefSeq and is a predicted model, not a curated record. Lineage: Eukaryota; Metazoa; Arthropoda; Insecta; Hymenoptera; Braconidae. Gene Ontology annotation, molecular function: proton transmembrane transporter activity. The coding region runs from base 136 to 444 and encodes 102 amino acids. The transcript has 4 exons. Gene Ontology annotation, biological process: proton motive force-driven ATP synthesis.